UCCGAAUGUUGAUGUACCCCCUAAAUGUGUUCCUCCGCCUUGUUCUCCCUGUCGUUGGGAACGGACCGAUCGCCCAGAACGACUGGAGUGGUAGCGAACGAGACCUCGCCGUGCCGAAGAAAAGGCGGAGGAGGAUCUACAAUACAGAUCCUGGGGUCCACGACGACGAAGACGAUGAAGACGAAGUCCUCCCUCCUCUGUCAUCCAGGUCCUCUAGCCUCCUGCAGUUCGAGACCCUGGAGAAGCAGUGCGAGACAGUUUUCAGAACUACAGCUUCCGCAGAACCUUUCCAUUCUCCUUCCUUAGCCAGCUCCUUCAGCUUCGACUCCUUGGAGACCUCGAGGUGGCGUUUCUCAGGUUCACCAGACAGCCUGGACGGAGGACAGUCCACCAUCAGCUCUUCUUGUUCCUCCAGCAGCCAUAUCUCCAGCUCCGAUGAAGAGCGUGUGUCCAGGUCUUUCUCAUCGAGAAGUGGAAAUGAAAGCUACAGGUCAUCUCUCAAGUCUCAUCGCAGCUUCGACAGCCUGGUCAACUGUCAAGAGAAAGCUUCCUUACUCAACGGAGAGUUCUCCCAGAGCCUGAACAACACCAUGCUAGCCGUGGAAGAAGAGGAACCGACCACUGCCCCGCCGCGAUGUCUUUACCAGACGGUGGAGUGCCUCAACGAGGUGGCCGGGAAGCCGGCGAGCAAGCCUCAGGAGGCCAAGAAGAAGAGCCAGAGGUCGGCCGAGAACUUGAGCGAGGAUUCGGGGUUCGGAGAGCACAUCCCCCGGGGCCACCUCCGGAGAGCGAGCAGUUCGGGGGUGUUCGCCGGGGCCGAGCAGGAACCCAAAAUAGACAGGCAGCCUGGGUGGGGAGAGGCCAACUAUAGCUACUGGCAGAGUGCCCCCGAUCUACUGGACCAGUCUCCUUCUGCAGUCGAGAAGGUAUCCACAACCUCCCUCGUCUUCCCUGCCCACGAAGAGGACAGCGACAUCCCCGAGAGCAAAGGUCUGAAUAUGAAUACGGUGAGCACGCCCAAUCUUUACGGAGAGGAGCUGGAAGAUGGAGAGUACGAGUUGAAGUUCGGUGAUAAUGCUUUGAAUAGAGCGCACAGUUUCAAGGAAGGUGAGCUUCGCAAGUCCAAGUCUAAGGGGAGUAACAUCCAGAUCACGACGAGUUUCAUCAAUCUGAACGCGAGUGCCGGGUCGCUGCACUCGAAAGUGCACUUCAGUCCGGUAGUGUCGGAGGUAUCGUUCAGGGACACCAGUGAGGAGGAGCUGACGGAGAAAGUGGGGAAGGAUGUGAAGGUCGCAGAGAGUGGAGGGGGCCCGCAGCAUAGGCCAGUAGUGGUGGAGCAGUCCGUCAUGGAGCAACCGGCCAAGAAGAACAAGAUCGGCGGCUUCUUCCAGAGGUUCAGUCUUCGGAGGCUGUCCGGAAGGGACAAGAAGAAGAAGGAGAAGAAGUGGAACGGGAGCGGGCAGCCGGGGGUGGCGAAGACAGUGGUGGCGGCGGCGGAAGUGGAGGAUGUGCAGAUCAUCCCGCUCCACCCCCCGGAGGAGAAGAGGCCCCCCCCGCCGCCGAGGGCCCCCGAGCGGCUGCGCGAGCCGCCCCCCAGCCCCAGUGCCAUGCCGACCGCCCCCAGGGCAGGCCUCCUCGAGACCGACCUCGACACCGUCCACGAUGGGCCCCCGAAGACCAGGAGCCUCCUCGACCUCGGGGCCGGGGGGUCCCGGCCCCAGCAGCCCCCGUCCCCGGCCGCCGACACCAGGGCCAAGAGCAUGGAGUUCCUCCUCGACAAGCAGGCCCAGUUCUCGGUCAAGGUAACCCUUAUCUCUUAUCAAUAGCUAUACUUUAUACAAACUAUUUAUAUA
This is a messenger RNA of Nezara viridula (southern green stink bug), 1853 nucleotides long. Lineage: Eukaryota; Metazoa; Arthropoda; Insecta; Hemiptera; Pentatomidae. The record is from the annotation of a GenBank genome assembly.